This is a messenger RNA of Osmia bicornis bicornis, 1472 nucleotides long. Its product is annotated as probable methyltransferase-like protein 25. The transcript has 5 exons. Lineage: Eukaryota; Metazoa; Arthropoda; Insecta; Hymenoptera; Megachilidae. Bases 89 to 1339 code for a protein of 416 amino acids. The record is from RefSeq and is a predicted model, not a curated record.
CUUGAUUUUUAGUAAAAUAAAAAUCGCAUAUUUAAACAAAUAGAAAAUUAAAAAAUGUGUCAAAUGAAGUAUCAUACUUACUCUAACUAUGUAUGAUAAACAUUUUGAUGAAGUUAUAUGUUUUAUAAAUACUUACGAGAAGUUGAUAAAUUGUCAUAUAGUUGAUUUUAUUACUGAAAAUUUAUGGGAGACAUGUUUGCCAGACCCAUUAAGGUCAGAAUUAGAAAAAAAUGAAAUAAAUUGUGAUUAUUGGACAGAAAAUGACAAUUAUCCUAUAUUAAAUAAUUUUAUAAAAUUGACAAGGUCUCUUUCUUUGCAAUCAUGUUCCAUAGAAAUAGAUUCAAAGGAAUUUACACAUGUGUUACCAGAUGUUGGUAAUUGGAAGAAAUUUAAAUGCAAAAGUGCAAAAAUGGAUUUUAUGAAUGCUAAGAAAUUACAUGAAGUUGAAUCCCUUGGAAAUAUUAUUGGAACAAUUGCAGCAUCAACUGAUAAUCUGGUAAUAGAUGCUGGUGCUGGUAAAGCAUAUUUGUCAACAUUUUUAGCAGAGAAUCAUAAAAUUCCAGUUCUUGCAAUAGAUUCUUCACAAUCAUGUAGCAAUGGAGCAAUUUGUAAACAGAAACAAUUAAAGAAGAAAAUGACAUGCUCUCAAAAUUUGGUACAGUAUGUAGUAGAAGAAAUAAAUGAGAAAACUAACUAUAUUAACAUGAUUAAGCAACGUUUUUGUGAUUGGAAUAUAAAUAGGAAUCUCAUAUUAACUGGUUUACAUACAUGUGGUUCUCUAACUCAUUCAGCUAUUAAAACAUUUUUGGUUACUGAAGAUAUUAGAAUUUUGUGCAUUGUGCCUUGUUGUUAUCACUUGACAAAUGAAACGUUUAGCAGAAGGAUCAGUUUUUCUAAGAAUGCUAGAAUGUUAGCUCAACAAUGCAUUGAAAGAAGCAGAAAAAAUAAAAUUAUGCCAUCAUCAUUAUUCUAUAGAGCAAUUUUACAAGUGAUCCUUCGUUCUAUGGGCAUCUACGAUGCCAGAGUAGGUCGUGGAGGGCCUUUAAAUGAUUUCAUAAGUUACGCGCGAUGGGCAUUCUCACGAAUUGGAGUAAAACCAGAAAAAAUACUGUCAGAGGAGGAGUUGAUAAAUGUAUACCAACUCUAUAUGCCUCUUAUGAAAAAAUUUUAUGUAUUUCAAAUGUUAAGAGUACAUAUUGGUCUUGUAUUAGAAGCAGCUAUUAUGCUUGAUAGAAUGAUAUUUUUACAAGAGAGCAAUGGGUGCUCCAAACUUGCAAUAUUGCGUUUAUUCGAUCCUGUGUUAUCACCAAGACAUUAUGGUAUUAUUGCAAUCAAAUAGGAACGAAAAAGAAAACUCAGGAUAGGAAAACUGACUAAAUAUGAAUAAUGAAGUUACGUAUCGUCGUCUUCGGUGCAUUGAAGGUAAUCCAUAACGGACGAGUAUCCUUCCUCUUGCGCUACAGGAGCUAAAA